Ostertagia ostertagi is the source of this 3264-nucleotide messenger RNA. NCBI's taxonomy places the organism in Eukaryota, Metazoa, Nematoda, Chromadorea, Rhabditida, Trichostrongylidae. The record is from the annotation of a GenBank genome assembly.
AUGGCGCUGCGCAAGGUGCGCAGCAACCUUGACAGGUUGUUCGACAAAAGCCUCACAGACCUGAUACGUGGUAUCCGGAAUAACAAGGAAAAUGAGGCUCGAUACAUUGCGUCAUGCAUCGAGGAGAUUAAAAUGGAACUGCGUCAAGACUCCACAUACAUCAAAGCGAAUGCCAUCGAGAAGCUCGCAUACUUGCAAAUGUUAGGCUAUCUUGCUGCCGCUCAAUGUUUUCAUGAUACUACGGACGUCCUUAUGCUAACCACAAACUUGAUUCGCAAAGAUCUUAAUAGCUCCAACAUGUACGAUUCGGGUGUUGCAUUGGGUGGUCUUUCCUGUUUCGUAACUCCGGAUCUGGCGCGGGAUCUCGCCAGUGACAUCGUUAAUCUCCUUUCUUCGUCACGCCCAUACACUCGAAAACGAGCCGUUCUCCUGUUGUAUAAAAUAUUUUUGAAAUACCCAGAGGCAUUGCGGCCGACAUUCCAGCGGUUGAAGGACAAACUCGAAGAUCCUGAUCCCGGUGUUCAAAGUGCCGCUGUCAACGUCAUAUGUGAACUAGCUCGCAAAAAUCCAAAGAAUUAUCUGACGCUUGCGCCGGUAUUUUUCAAACUAAUGACAACGUCGAGCAACAAUUGGAUGCUGAUCAAAAUCAUUAAGCUGUUCGGAGCACUAGUGCCUCUUGAGCCACGAUUGGGCAAGAAACUUCUCGAGCCGCUCACGAACCUUAUUAAUAGUACCUCCGCGAUGUCUCUGCUGUAUGAGUGCAUCAACACCGUCAUUGCCGUUUUAAUCAGCAUAUCGGCCGGUGGUGAUCAUGCGGCCAGCAUACAGCUAUGCGUUCAAAAACUCGGAGUUUUGAUCGAAGAUUCCGAUCAAAAUCUCAAGUAUCUUGGGUUGCUAGCAAUGGGAAAGAUCCUACAGACCCAUCCGAAGGCUGUUCAAGCUCAUAAAGAUAUAGUGCUAAGGUGUCUGGACGAUAAAGAUGAGAGUAUACGAAUAAGGUCUUUGGAUCUUCUCUACGGAAUGGUGUCAAAGAAAAACAUCAUGGAAAUCGUAAAGAAACUUAUGGAGCAUGUGGAGUCUGCAGAAGGAUCUCAUUACAGGGACGAGCUUCUGUCGCGCAUAAUCGGUAUUUGCUGUUAUAACAACUACCAGUUUAUCACAAACUUUGAAUGGUACAUCUCCGUGUUGGUGGAACUGACGAAAGUGGAGGGAACGAAACAUGGGGCGAAAAUCGCUGAGCAGAUCCAAGAUGUCACUGUGCGUGUAGAAUCCAUACGACAUUUCUCUGUGUCCCAAAUGGCUCUGUUGGUUGAAAAUGCCCACAUCUUACUGGCAGGGAGUGCUCAGCAGCGAAGUAAUAUUUGUGAGGUGUUGCUGGCAGCCGCCUGGAUUUGCGGGGAAUAUAGCCAGCACGUUCGAAAUAUUUCGUCUGUCCUGGAGUCUAUGCUACGUGCACGAACCUCGGUGAUGUCUGGUCAUAUAUUGUCAGUGUAUGUGCAGAACAUUGGAAAGUUGUACAGUACACUACUCUCCAAAGCAGAAAAGGCCUGUACUCUGAUGGCUUUACUGCGCGUUAUCGAAGCAGCACAUUCGCGUCGGGAAAAGAUCGCCGCUGAUGUAGCACGACUGUAUGAGGGAGAGCUUAAUCCGGUCGCAGCGAAGGCCCAACGGAAAGUACCAGUGCCAGACGGCCUGGAUCUAGACCAAUGGAUAGGUGAAGAGUGGCAGGAUACACCGGAGUCUAGCGAGGAGAGUGAUGUCGACGCUACAUUUGGACAGCCUGUUCCUCGAAUUCGAAGCGAAUUCACCAGUUUUGGCGUUGUUCCUCAAUAUGAAGAUGAACCGAAGCUUGGCGAGAAACCAAGGAAAAACAAAAAGAAGGAGGUGAAAGAUUUGAGCCCAGAAGAGAUUGAGCGGCGGCGCAAAGCUCGUGAAGCUGAGCGAGAGAGUAAUCCAUACUAUGUAAAAGGGUCAGCGACUGCGCCUAAACGUCCAACACGUUUCGUUGCACUCGAGUCUCUGCACUCAAACGACAUGGACAAAGUCGAGAUUCAAAGCCCCUUGGAGAUUCCAGAUGGUGAAAUGCCGGAAGGAGCAAAGACGACAGAUGAGGAGGACAUUCAUGCUCAAGGCCUGUCAGACGAGUUCCGCGCACUCGAUAUCAAUUUGGACGAACCGCUUCGGCCAGAUGAAGUGGUACGGGGGCCGCAAGUGUAUAACCGUCAAAGUGCUGCUCCGCGACCUGCACUAGUACCACGUUCGCCUACAGCGACAUCAUAUCAAAAUCGUACGCCUCUGGACUUCAGUGAUGUAGUCAAGAAGAAGAAAAAGGAAAAGAAAGGCGGUGAGGAUGGGGUCCGCAGAAAGAAAAAGAAGAGGGCAACGGCCGCAGUGGGAGCAACAAAAAACAAUGAGUUUGACAUAGAUGAAUGGUUGAAGGAUGAAGUACCGCCUGCUCUUCAGACGCAUGACGAAGCAAACAAUUUGGUUGAUUCUAAGGUCGAUAAGAAAACCAAAAAGAAGAAGAAAGCUGCUGCCUCAAGGGAGGCGUACGAGGAAGCCUCUGGUGUCUGCACACCGUCGAACCCAAAUUUGGACCGAGGAAUCUCACCGAGAAUGGGCCCAAGCAGCGGAGCAAUUAACUGUAGGCUUUGCUCGAACUCGGAUCUCAGGGAUUAUACUUCAUCACCAAGUGGUGGAACUGAUGAAGAAAUCAUUUUGACAGUUGUGGGAGGCCGACAAUUAAAAAAUAUCGAGGCGAAUAUCGUGGAUACUCUCAAUGCCCGUAUGCCUGGAUUCUUAUUGCCAACGCGCUUGUCACCUGGCGAACCCAGUGAACUGCGGUUACAUUUGGCAGUUGCGUCAAAAAUCGUUUCACAAACACUUCGGGGAACCAUUUCCUACGUUGCAGAGGAAAAUGAUGGUUCCGUGGCAGGGAAACUUGAUUUUAAAUUGCCUUUGAGAAGGAAUGAAUUCUCUCAACUGCUCGCUGGUGGAAAUGUAGAUUAUUCAGCGUCAGUACAGUUUGCAUCCGAAUGCAGUUUCCGUGAUCUUCUCACAAGGAUAACCUCCGUCGGUCAUCUGCACGUGGUGGAGGAAGUCGGCUCAGCAGCUUCACUAUACGCAACCACCCCAGCUGGUGAUCCGGUCUGUAUAUUACUUAAGAAAACGGACGAAAAUGUAAACAUUGGUUGCAAAGCUGGGAACCAAAAACUGGUUGAUGUGGCCGUAGAAGACUUGAAGGAAAUUUGCACAAGGCAAUAA